Molecule: messenger RNA, 1486 nt
Organism: Pseudomyrmex gracilis
Lineage: Eukaryota; Metazoa; Arthropoda; Insecta; Hymenoptera; Formicidae
Exons: 5
Coding region: 210-1379 (389 amino acids)
Cellular component (GO): cytoplasmic microtubule
Source: RefSeq, a predicted model, not a curated record
UAGGUUAGUUUAAGUUAGGCAACUAUAUUCCGGCUUAUAAACAAAAUUGUUUAUGUGGUAACAGUAAGAAUGAGACGGGUGCGAAAUGAAAAUUAUGUAGUAGAGUCUCAACAUUAAUUAAAAUAAAUAUAACACUUUUUUUGAAAAGUAAAUUAUUGAUAUAACACAAAAAUAGCAAUAAAGAGAAGUAUCUUUCUUAUCAGAGAAAGAUGAAACUGACCACGUUAAAGGGCAUUUUUCCAGAUCCUAAACCAGUCAGAAGAAAGAACUUUAUUCAGGAAAAUGUGAGAAAUCUUCGGCGAAUAGAAAAAUGUUUUCAAGCAACUAAACAGGUAGAUGAGCUACAACAAUUGCAGUUGCAUAAGAAUCACAGACCUGUAGACAAAUAUCAAAAUAUAUCAGCUAAAGUUGUCACUAGUUCCUGUGAGAAAAAGAACCACAAGAGUAAUAGUAUUGAGUCAGUGUCAAAGAACAAUGUUGAUCCAAUAUCAUCCGAUAACAUAGAAAAUGCAAAAGAAAUUCAAAAGAAUAGAGUUAAUACAUCUAAUACAGACAAAAAGCAUGUUUUUACUAAGGAAAUUAUUAGAUCGGGGAACAAUAAUACUAUAGUAGGUAACCAAAAAAAAACUACUAAACACAAUAAUCGGCAGAAACCAAAGAUUUUAUCUGAAUCAAAUGUCUUGUGCAAAUCUAACAAUGUUGCAAAAGAUGCAGAUGCACAAAGUACCAUAACAUAUAGAAACCAAGGAAUUCAGACUUUAGAUACAGAUCAACUAAAAACUAUAUAUUCUGAAGGUACUAUUCGAUAUCCUUCAAAGAAAAGUACAAAACACAAUGAUGUUAUAAAUCAGGAAGAGAAAAAAUACUCGAAAAAACAAUCUAGUUCUCUUACAGAAAGAGAUGAUGUGCAUAAUAACGAAGAGAAAAAAGUGGAUCUAUGUGAUACUGUAUCACCGGCUCCAAAAGAAGAAACUGACUUUAUUAAAUUAAAUAAAGAGCGCACUUCUGUUGCUAAUAAGUUAGCAACGCAGCUUAACAACGGUAUACCACCUACAAAUUAUCGCAAAGGCGUUGUUCCUAAGUAUCUUCGAGAUAGAAAAGAAGCGCAUGAAAAGGAGCAAAAGGCAAAAACAGAAGCACUUCAUCCUGACUGUCCGGAGGGUCAUGUGUCCUUACCUGAUCACGAACGCAAAGAAACAUUGCGAUUGUUAAAAAAAAAUUAUCAAGAAUAUGUUAACGAAUUAAAUAUGAUGCCCAUAAAAACAGAUACUCUCAGAGCACAGAGACGCAAGGUUGAGAUAGAAAAACAAUUGAAUAAACUCGAAGAAGGGAUUAAGAUAUUUUCGCGUCCAAAGGUGUAUGUGAAGAUAAAUGUAUAGAUUGUGUUUUUAAAGAUAUACACAGCUCUUAUGUUUGAAUAUACUGAUCGUGCAUGUUCAACAUGUGUAUUGUUUCUAAUGUAAUAUAAAUGUUUUGUCAUAAAUUA